Molecule: messenger RNA, 930 nt
Organism: Vigna angularis (adzuki bean)
Lineage: Eukaryota; Viridiplantae; Streptophyta; Magnoliopsida; Fabales; Fabaceae
Exons: 3
Coding region: 98-673 (191 amino acids)
Source: RefSeq, a predicted model, not a curated record
GCCAGUGAGUGGGUGAUAUAAGAGUAGUGAGUGUUGAACGUUCCAUCCACCGUCCUCUGAUUUCGCAAGAAAGAAAAGAAAGAAAAGAAAGAAAGAGAUGGGAAAUUGCCAAGCCAUCGAUGCAGCAACACUGGUGAUUCAGCACCCCAAUGGGAAAGUAGACAAGUUUUAUGCACCUGUGAGUGCCACACAUGUAAUGAAAACCAACCCUGGUCACUAUGUUGCUCUUCUCAUCUCCUCCACCACAUUAUGUCCAACCAAACACAUUCAAAAUUGCCCCAAUCAGAGUGACCACAAAGCUAACACCAACACCAACACCAACAUCAGCAACAACAACCCAGUUCGUUUAACUCGCAUCAAGCUUCUCAAGCCCACCGACAACCUUCUUCUUGGUCAAGUUUAUAGGCUCAUCACAACAAAAGAGGUCAUGAAGGGUCUCAGGGAAAAGCAAAAGGCAAAGAUGAGGCAGAACGUGGUAGAGUCAGUUCACAAGCCAGAUUUGGAGAAAGAGAAACUGCCAAGGAGGCCUGAUAUCGAGGACAAUAAGGUAAUGGCGAAACCUGAAAGAGGUCGAGCAAGGAUAACAGCACCAACUAAUAAUGGUGGUGGUGCCACAGCUAAGACAAGAUUAUGGCAACCUUCUUUACAAAGUAUCUCGGAGUCUGCCAGCUGAUCUGUGUUUUCUAUGCUACCCAUGUGGUGUGAGGGACAGAGAAGCAGCUGAGAAAAAAAAAAAAAAAACUCCAUGAUUGCUUAGUCAUGUGGAAAUUAAUCAUAGUUCACUGAGCUUCAGGGGAGCCCAGAACCAACCCAGAUCAUAAAAUUCUCCUCAGUUGAGAUAUAAUUGUAUAGUAAAGUUGACAUAUUUUAUCUUUUAGUGUAAUUAGCUUUUACUCUGCAUUGAAAUUAGCACUUUUCUAUUAUUCUUUC